Molecule: messenger RNA, 572 nt
Organism: Nelumbo nucifera (sacred lotus)
Lineage: Eukaryota; Viridiplantae; Streptophyta; Magnoliopsida; Proteales; Nelumbonaceae
Source: RefSeq, a predicted model, not a curated record
GGCUUAAUCCGUCCUGAAGUAAGAAAAGUUUGUAUUAGCAAGGGUAGUACUAGUACUCCUCCAGACUCCAGUGAGUUGAUAGCUAGGAAAUUAGGAAUAGCCAUGGCCAGCUCUGCAGUUGUCUCUAAGCUUGCAUUGGCAGUGGCGCUGCUGAGCUUGCUCAUGGUUGCCGCUCCUGAUCAUGCGGAUGCAGCCAUGACUUGUGGACAGGUUGCCAGCUUAUUGACUCCCUGCAUCAACUACUUUGUUAAGGGUGGGGCUUUGCCGCCGGCAUGCUGCGGCGCUGUGAGGGGCCUAAUCACUGCGAGCAAGACAACGGCAGACCGUCAAGCUGUAUGUUCAUGCUUCAAGUCAGCAGCUGCUAGUAUUCCUGGGGUCAAUCUGGGUCUAGCUAACUCUAUCCCUGGCAGAUGUGGAGUCCAAUUCACUUACAAAAUCAGCCCUUCUACAGAUUGCUCCAGGAUUAGGUGAGCUCGAGGAGAUGCGAAUUGGAAAUUUGCAGUUUUAGAAGUAGUAAGAAAAUAAGCUACAAGGCGAGGGUCACUGGAAUAUUUUAUGUAUUUUCUUUCUCU